This is a messenger RNA of Gossypium raimondii (Peruvian cotton), 1174 nucleotides long. RefSeq lists its product as uncharacterized. NCBI's taxonomy places the organism in Eukaryota, Viridiplantae, Streptophyta, Magnoliopsida, Malvales, Malvaceae. The record is from RefSeq and is a predicted model, not a curated record. Bases 207 to 899 code for a protein of 230 amino acids. The transcript is spliced from 5 exons.
ACGCUAUCCUCAUCCAUUACCACAUUUAUUUCCUUUCCUCAACAAAACAUUGCCAUUUGCCAAUGCCACUCUCUCUCUCUCUCUCUAAUCCCAUUUCUUUUUUUGACUGAGGUUUCUCCUUCACAGUUACCAGGUUCCUUCUCUCAUCUUCACUUGCCUUCCCUUUAAAGCUUUCGGGAAUUUGGGUAAAUUUUACAGGGUAAAUAAUGACAAGCUUUAUAUCGACUAACUGUUAUAAUUGGUCGGUUGGAGUGUUGGAACACGUUUGCAGCAGCAGGGGAAGAUUUCAUAAGCCUCCAAGACUCAGAUGUUGUGGUCCAUAUUUUCAUCUCGGUGGGUUUAGUUUUUCCCAGGGUCAGGGUCAAUACUUUGCUGCUACUUCCUCUCAAAGUCGUGGGAGAUGUGGUCCGAUCUUUUCCAGCGCCGUCGAUGAUGGUGGCGCUGACUCGGGUGAUGCUGAGGAUGGGAAUGGCCAGAAAGAAUCUUCACAAAGCGAAAACCAAGGAACAAACAGCGAUAUACUUCGGGAAAACCUUGAACGAAUAGUUGGCACAGAUGAUUCCACCUUUAGUGGCUUAGACCUUGCAACUCUUAUUAGGAACAAAUAUGGCAGGUCUUAUGAUGUUCAACUGAUAAAGAAGGAGUUCAUGGGAAGAAAUCUCCUUGCACUGAAUGUUAUGUGGAAGUAUAUGGAGCAGAGAUCAUUUCCCCUGACUGAAGAAGAAUAUCUCCUAAGGCUUGAUGAUGUGGCCAACACAUUGAAAUGUUGGGGAGCAGUCUCCCACAUUCGAAACAGCUUGGCCAAGCUGAAAGAGCGGCCUCGAAUAGGGAAGGCAGUGAGCAUAUUUAUAGACAUGGACGAGACUGGAGGUCGUGCAAAUGAAUGGAUUUACAAGUAGGCAAGAUUGUUCUGCCGCCAUUACAAUACAACAGCAUCAUUAUCAUCAUCAACUGAUAUGGAUGGAGGAUAAUAACAUCUAUUUGCCGCACUCAGUCUCAACCCAUACACGCAUUAUCCCAUACUUUUUCUUUAUUUACUUCUCAUCUACAAGGAUCAUCAAUGGAAUCCAAUCCCUUGCAACUCAUGUUAUAUAUAAACAGGUAGUGUACUUAAAAUAUUACUCAAAACCCUAAAUUUUGAUAUAGCUUAAAGCAUCCAAGACAUUUGGGAAUA